ACGCGCUUUGUUUAUGGAGAUCAGCUGUGCUCCAAAACACUCGGGCUUACCCUUCCUGUUCCGUCGCGAUCAGCGGCCGACUCUGCUAUUUUCGUCUGGUAAAGGUCAGCCGAAUACAGGGACAAAGCGACGACGAGCGUUGCAACCUACGAUGGCGCGUCGCGUCACGCGCUGUCGUUCAUUCAGAGAAUCCGAUGGUACAUCGUGUCCUUCGAAAAAAAAAGGAAGCAGAAUGAAGAUUCGUAUCAUGCUCUAACCGACAAUUUCGAUGAACUCGCAACCUAGGUCAACGUUUUCCCGCGCUCUGGACAAAAUUCAAUAAACACGUGUUUCUCGUCCGACGAGGAUUCUUCUUGUCGCAUUUCGCGUUUGUCAAUUGUGUUACUUUCGUAUGUGUGCGUGUGCGCGCGUAUGUGUGCGUGUGUGUGCACGAAGAUUGCGAACUGUAGGAGCAUGCAACACGUUUACUGCUGAGUAUCACGAGAAAGAGAUGGAAAUACAGGAGAAGUGCACUGCUUAUUAAUAUAUGUCACUGCAAGAAAAUUGUGCUCAAGGAUAAAUGUGCAAUUCGAUGAGCGAUCGAUUGGGCAAUCGGCAAAGUUAAUCCCAUGAUCAAGUCCGGAGGAAUAUAAAGGAAAAAUUUCCCCCAAUGAACAAUAGUGUACAUUCUGGACAUGUUUCAAGAAACGGCAGGAAUCGUGGUGUUUUUGGUUUAUCGUGACUCGACAAUGGAAACCUGUGUUGUUUCAAAAGAUAUGAGUCAUUCUUCAUAUAGUAUCAGUUCAUUGUUGUUAUCUGUGUGUCGUGAUAAAACUUGCCCCUCGCAAACCAUCUAGGAAUCUCUAUUGAAGCAUUCAGUAGUCUUUUGUGAAAAUAUAAGAGACUUUCUCCGAUUAAUUCCAGUAUAAUUAUUUAUUAAGAUUUUCAAUGCGCGAUCAGAAACCGCCAACUUAUAGCAUAUCUUGAUUUAGCGACCGCAUUCUAGAUGCUUGCAGAGCAACUAUCAACCGAUAGCUGAAAAAAGUUAAUGACAUGAAAGGAUGAAACGAGAUACUGUUAUUACCUGUGUGGAGCCAAAUCGACGAGCGCAAACGAUGACAACGGUACUGGACUGUAGUUACCAACGUAUGGAUCCUUAUGGGAGACACGAGGGGGACGCCGAUGAUGAGGACGAACGUGAGGAGACACCUCAGGACAUGAUAAUCCACAUGGUGGAGGGAAAUAAAGCACGAUGGAAUCACAUUGAAGAUCUGGAUUCAUUCUUCACGCGAAUGUACCAUUAUCAUCAGAAGCACGGCUUCGCCUGCAUGAUGCUCCAGGAAAUUUCCGAAUUAACACGAUUCAUAUUUGUAGUCGCAUUCUCGACUUUUCUCGUCCACUGCGUGGAUUACUCCGUAUUGUUCAAAGAUAGAAUUACUAAUAGCACCUCGUCGAAAACCACGAUAGCGGACGCCAUACUGUCCUCGAGCGAAUGCACGGCGUCGAUGCAUCUAGGCACUUGGAUUUGCAUUCUGGUCGCGGCGAUGUUCUGGAUCCUGCGUUUCUUCAUAUUCCUCUACCACUUAACGCAGUUUUGGGACAUGAAGCAGUUCUUCAACACAGAGCUCAAAAUCGAUGAUAGAGAUCUGGACAAUCUAACCUGGCACGAAGUGCAGAAGAGAGUGAUUGAGGUACAAAAGGUUCAGGAGAUGUGUAUCCACAAGAAGGAUCUUACAGAAUUAGAUAUAUACCACAGGAUAUUAAGAUUUAAGAAUUACAUGGUAGCUAUGAUCAACAAAUCCAUCUUACCUGUACGGUUGAAAGUCCCCAUUAUAGGAGAUAUUAUUUUUAUGACACGAGGAUUGAAGUACAAUAUGGAAUUAUUGUUGUUUUGGGGCCCAUGGUCACCGUUCGAAAACAAUUGGCACCUGAAGGAAGAUUACAAGAAGCUAAACAAGAGGCAGGAACUCGCGCGGCUACUGUCCAAGCACAUCCUAUGGGUCGGUGUCACGAAUUUCCUCUUGAGCCCCCUCAUUCUCUUAUGGCAGAUUCUUUAUUCAUUCUUUAAUUAUGGCGAGCUCAUCAAAAGGGAACCGGGUACUUUGGGCACUAGGACGUGGUCCUUGUACGGUCGUCUGUAUCUGCGUCACUUCAACGAGCUCGAUCACGAGUUGAACGCCCGUCUGAAUCGCGCAUACCGUCCCGCCUCCAAGUACAUGAGCAGCUUCACGUCGCCGAUAAUGACGGUGUUCGCGAAGAACGUUGUGUUCAUCGCCGGUAGCGUGCUGAUGGUACUGGUGUCCCUAACGUUAUACAACGACGUUGUUCUGACGGUGGAGCACAUUAUCACGACCAUAACUAUCUUGGGCGGAUUGGUGGCAUGCGCGAGAACGUUCAUACCGGACGAGAACCUGGUCUGGUGUCCGGAGACGCUGUUAACCGCCGUCCUCGCGCACACACAUUACAGGCCGGAUAGUUGGAGAGGCUACGCUCACACGCAGAGCACCAGGUCGCAAAUGGCGCAAUUGUUUCAGUACCGUGCGGUGCACCUGCUGGAGGAACUGCUGUCCCCGCUGUUGACGCCGUACAUUCUGUGCUUCCAUAUGAGACACCGGGCGUUGGAGAUCGUAGACUUCUAUCGUAACUUCACUAUCGAGGUCGCCGGGGUCGGCGAUGUCUGCAGCUUCGCCCAGAUGGACGUGCGAAGGCACGGCAAUCCCAUGUGGCAGACCGUGGCGCACAGUCCUACGGUCUCGCCGCUGCCCACGGAGGACCGUAGCGCGGGCUACGACAAUCGGUACUGCGUCGAUCCCGAGAAACUUCACGUGCCGAUGUCCAAUCACUACACCCAGGCCGAGGACGGCAAGACCGAGCUCUCCCUCAUACACUUCACGCUCACUAAUCCGGAGUGGAAGCCGCCGAGUUACGCGGAGAACUUCGUCGCUGCUCUGAAGGAGAGGGCCAAGAAGGAAGUGAACGCGGUGCCUGACAACAAUCCUCUGAUAGCCAGCUUGAAUAGCUUGUCCGGUCUGGGACCUGGUUACAACAACAUUGUGUCGAGUAUCAUGCGCAGUACGACGAUAAAUCAAGCGAGCGUACCGAGUAUGAGCAAUAUCUUCGCCAAUCAGCCGGGUACGUCCGGCGGAUCGGUGGGCGUCGAUCAGUCGCUGAGUACCAGAUCUGAUAUUCUCUCGUGUGUGGUGCAUCACGGCUUGAGGAGGGCGGAAGGACCGCUGCACAACGAGAGGGGAUUCCUGUACGGCUUGCAACAGGUAAUAUCGAAUCAAUCUCUGGGUGCUUCGGUGUUCGAGCCCGGCCAUGAAGUGUCCACGGAUCUGUCCGUGCCGACGGAAUUAACCGCCGCCGACAUGUCAUUGUCUACAUUGUACCUGCACGAGCUUCAUCACAGACAAGUAAGAAGACGCGGUUACCAGGAAAUUGCAACGAGAAACAUAUGGCCACGCAGCCCGGCGCAGGAAUUAGCGACGCUUCCCGAGGUCCGACAGGAGAGGAUACCGUUGUUGUCGCAUCAAGAUUCUUCUCUUAGAAGGAACCAAGAGUCCUAA
Molecule: messenger RNA, 3545 nt
Organism: Dinoponera quadriceps
Lineage: Eukaryota; Metazoa; Arthropoda; Insecta; Hymenoptera; Formicidae
Gene: Atg9
Product: autophagy-related protein 9A
Exons: 8
Coding region: 1041-3545 (834 amino acids)
Biological process (GO): autophagy of mitochondrion; protein localization to phagophore assembly site
Cellular component (GO): phagophore assembly site; autophagosome
Source: RefSeq, a predicted model, not a curated record